AUGUUCUUAGCUAUCCGCCGGUUCUUCAACAGGAACAAACGGAGGUUUCUUAUCACUUCUGGUGUCAUCGCCGCUGUGUAUUUAGGCCUUGGUUAUCUAAAGAAGAGAUUUGACGAUUACCAGAGACAGAUUGCACAGGAGAGGAUCCAAAGAGCAAGAAUAAGGGACAAGUUUGAAAGAACCCAGGAGGAUUGUUUAGUGACAGUUGGUGCUCUGUGUUCCGUUGUGAACCAAAGGAUUCUGACUGAGAUCCCUGUGGAGGACAUAACCAGAGAACUACAGGCAAGAAGAAAAGUUCAGACUGGUAAGGAAGGCUCAUUGACGGGCAGCUCCAUUGAUGAUUCCGUUGCAGGCGAGUCCUCUGCCACCGACGCUGGCGACACUGCCGGCGAGGUUGAACUCAAGACAAAGAGCCAGCUAUGGGUUGAAUUGAAGAUCCUGUCAAUAACAAGACUCUUGACGUUGAUAUACACCGAUGCAUUGGUUGUGCUAUUGACCAGGUUACAGUUGAACAUUCUAGCAAGAUCAGAGUACUUGGAGGAUGCGAUUGAUCAGGCCUCGAAGAAGCAUGGAUUCCAGUUGAAGGACGCAGACUUGCUGAACGAUGUAGAUGAUGUCAAGGAUUACACCAGUGAGGAGGAAUACCUCGCACUGAGUUGGUGGGUUUUGAACAGAGGCUGGGUUGCAUUGAAACAGCUGAUUCAACAAGCUGUUGAGGACGUAUUUGAAGAGAUUAGCCCACGCUAUGAUCUCGAUAUCGAAGAGUUUGCCGUGCUGAUCGGCAGAGUCUCCCAAGUGUUAAAACAAGGGUUGGACCUGGAUAAGUUGCUAUUGCCACCACCGGAACUGCAACAGUUUGUCAUUAGAAGCGUCAACGACUCUGCACCUGUUGAUGAAACUAUGCCUCUGGAGAACAAAGCGGACAGUGGGAGCAACAACCUGGACCUCCUGGUGCAGGAGACACACGGCUAUUUGAAAGCACCAUCUUGCCAAAUCGUAUACGACAGUUUGGUAUCCACUUCCUUGAACCAAGUGCUGGCGCAGCUGGUGUCGAAGCACCAAGGCUCAACGGUUAAGCUCGCUAUGGUUUUGGCCACAGUGACCAAAUCGAGCCAGAUGAUGAAAGACCCACUGGACAUCGUGCAGUCUAUGGAUCAGGUUGUCGAGCUUGAUGAGCUAAGUGCAUCUGUGUAUUCGAACUUUGAAUGA
Messenger RNA from Williopsis jadinii, 1209 nucleotides. It is a transcript of the gene PEX3, whose product is annotated as Pex3p. Gene Ontology annotation, biological process: protein import into peroxisome membrane. The transcript has a single exon. Lineage: Eukaryota; Fungi; Ascomycota; Saccharomycetes; Phaffomycetales; Wickerhamomycetaceae. Gene Ontology annotation, cellular component: peroxisomal membrane. The coding region runs from base 1 to 1209 and encodes 402 amino acids. The record is from RefSeq and is a predicted model, not a curated record. Gene Ontology annotation, molecular function: protein-macromolecule adaptor activity.